Molecule: messenger RNA, 978 nt
Organism: Encephalitozoon cuniculi GB-M1
Lineage: Eukaryota; Fungi; Microsporidia; Unikaryonidae
Product: ER oxidoreductin
Exons: 1
Coding region: 1-978 (325 amino acids)
Biological process (GO): protein folding in endoplasmic reticulum
Cellular component (GO): endoplasmic reticulum membrane; endoplasmic reticulum
Molecular function (GO): FAD binding; protein-disulfide reductase activity; thiol oxidase activity
Source: RefSeq, marked provisional
AUGUUCUGGGUAUGGGCAUCACUCUUGGCCGCUGCAGUGACACUUGAACCAGACCGAAUCGACAUGUCCGUCUCAAAAAUCAACAACACAACAUACAGGAGUCUUGAAGGGCUUGUCUCAAAGGACUCAUACUCUCUUGUGAAAACAAAGGACCUUGGGGAUUUUCCUUCGGAAUCCAAGUGUACGCUUCUUUCUUGUUUCACAAAGAAAAAGUCCAUCUUUAAUGACGAGUAUAUAAACCUACUGGAAACCAGAGAGGCAUACACAGGCUACAAGACUAACACUGGGUCUGCAGAGAUUUGGAGGAAGAUAUGGGAGAUCUCUAGAGAGGAUACGUUGCUUCCGACUUUGGUAAGCGGGCUUCAGUUCUCUAUAUUGACCCAUCUAUCCUCCUUCCACAGAAACUUCUUCGGCACCUAUCUUCCAAAUCCUGUUCUUUUCCGCAAGAGGUUUCGAGACAACCAUCGAUUGAACUUCUAUUUGACCUACUUCCUCGUAAGAAGCUGUGUCGGGAACAUUGAUGUGGAUCAAUCAGAAUUGAGCGGCGGUUUGUCAAGCAUAAUUCAUGCCAUAAGAGCCCAGGGAAGCACAAACUGGGUUAUCCAGCCCGUGGACUUGGAGAAGUCCAUACAGAGAGUCGAUGAAAUGAUUAGACUUCUGAAGUAUGUAAACUGUGAGAAGUGUCAGCUGUGGGGGACAAUCCAACUGAAAGGCCUAAGGGCUGCGCUGAAAGUAUUUUCUGGGUCUACAGACUUGGAAAGUCUCGAGAGGUUUUUCCUUGUCAAUUUCUUUAUGAGGCUCUCGGUUUCUGUUAGAGAAAACAUUAAGCUUAGGAGCUACCGGGCACCUCUUCUUGUGACAGCCUCUCUCUACUGGUUGGAAAUGCUUUCCUCUGCUGCUUCUCUUCUGAUGAUCUUCCUGGUGUCGAGGGCAAGAAGCAAGUUCAAAAGCAGAAUUGCCCUCAAGAGCUGUAUGUAA